Messenger RNA from Populus euphratica (Euphrates poplar), 3145 nucleotides. Its product is annotated as probable serine/threonine-protein kinase At1g54610. The transcript is spliced from 8 exons. Gene Ontology annotation, cellular component: cyclin-dependent protein kinase holoenzyme complex; nucleus. NCBI's taxonomy places the organism in Eukaryota, Viridiplantae, Streptophyta, Magnoliopsida, Malpighiales, Salicaceae. Gene Ontology annotation, biological process: positive regulation of transcription elongation by RNA polymerase II; protein phosphorylation. Gene Ontology annotation, molecular function: RNA polymerase II CTD heptapeptide repeat kinase activity; ATP binding. The coding region runs from base 758 to 2899 and encodes 713 amino acids. The record is from RefSeq and is a predicted model, not a curated record.
UUGUUAUCUGCUCUACACUACUCCACUCUCUCUCUCUCUCUCUUUCCCUAGAUCUCUCCAUCUCUAGGAGGCCCUUCAAUCAUUUCACAAUAUUGUUUAUUGCCAUUUUGGUUUCCAUUUUCAAGGUGCAUGCUUUAUAUUGAAGUGUUUCCAGUUCUUUACCUUCUUUAGAUUUUGUUUGUUUGUUUUGGUAAUUUGGGUUCUACAUUUUUUUAUGGGGUUUUUAGGGUUUGUUUUGUAGUGAAAUUGUGAGUCUGGUGGAGGGUUUUCAAUCACCUGAUUCGAUAGCUGAAAAGAUUAGGCAUGACAUUUUAAUGGUAUUUAGUUUUCAGGUUGUGAUUCUUAAUUUGUUGUUGGAGUAAAGGUGGUGGUUGUUGUUGUUAGUUUUUUCAUUUUUAGCGUUGUAGGUUGAGGAAAUUUGUUUCCUUUUUUGGAUUAGGAGUCGGUGGGUUUGAUAAGGAAAUGGAAGUUUGACAGUAAAAGAGCAGUCAUUGAGUCACAGUUAAGUUAUUGUGCAAAAUUGUGUGGUUCUAGUGUUCGGUAUUUUAAAGUUUCAAUCUUGAGUGGGAAUUGCUUAUGCUCUUCUGGUGCUUGAUUUUGAGAUAUAUAGUUUAAUUGCUUAUUUUCGAUGAAGUAUAGUUUGGUUGUGUGAAAAUGGGAAUGGAAGAAGAGGAUACAAGUGUAAAGAUGAGAUUUUUGAAGGGUAAUUAUUGAUUCUAAAGGAGAAGGGUGUUUUUGGAGGUGGUUUAGGUACAAAAUGGGUUGCAUGUGCUGUAAACCCUCUGCAAUUGAGGAUAGUAAGGAGAGCCCAAGAGAGAGACUUUCAAGUAAGCCCUCGUCUGACUUGAGGGUAUCAAGGGCUACCUCUUCAAGGAGAGAGGAAGCAUAUAGAGCGAAAGAUCAAUAUGAUAGUAAUGAUGGUAGGACAAUGUUGAUUGAUAAGCAAGUGAAUGGGUCUCUUAGAGGGCAUGGGGGUGAGCAUGUUGAUAGGAAGAGGGACAAGUCAGAGUAUGCAGUUCUUCACCACCCAGGUAUGGGCAGCAUACCGAAAGCCACUGAAGGGGAGCAGGUUGCAGCUGGGUGGCCUUCGUGGCUAGCUGCUGUGGCUGGAGAGGCCAUCAAAGGUUGGUUGCCACGGCGUGCCGAUUCAUUUGAGAAGCUGGACAAGAUUGGCCAGGGAACCUACAGUAAUGUUUAUAGGGCCCGUGACCUUGAUCAAAAGAAGAUUGUUGCUUUGAAGAAAGUAAGGUUUGAUAACCUGGAACCUGAGAGUGUUCGCUUCAUGGCCAGGGAAAUUCACAUCUUGCGCAGGCUUGACCAUCCUAAUGUAAUAAAGUUAGAAGGCCUAGUUACAUCAAGGAUGUCAUGCAGCUUGUACCUUGUGUUUGAGUACAUGGAGCAUGAUUUGGCUGGGCUUGCCUCACACCCUGGUCUGAAUUUUACAGAAGCCCAGGUGAAAUGUUACAUGCAACAACUUUUACGAGGACUUGAUCACUGUCACAGCCGUGGUGUUCUACACCGUGAUAUAAAGGGUUCCAACCUAUUAAUUGACAACAAUGGUAUCUUGAAAAUUGCAGACUUUGGACUAGCAAGUUUUUAUGAUCCUGCCCAGGUUCAGCCACUGACAAGCCGGGUAGUGACUCUUUGGUACCGUCCUCCAGAGCUUCUACUUGGAGCUACCUUCUAUGGGAUAGCUGUUGAUUUAUGGAGUACAGGUUGCAUACUUGCAGAAUUGUAUGCUGGCAAGCCUAUUAUGCCAGGGAGAACUGAGGUGGAGCAGCUGCAUAAAAUUUUCAAGCUGUGUGGCUCACCUUCGGAAGAUUAUUGGAGAAAAUCAAAGUUGCCUCAUGCGACUAUCUUUAAGCCUCAGCAGCCUUAUAGACGCUGUGUUGCAGAAACAUUUAAGGAAUUCCCAGCACCAGCUUUAGCACUUAUGGAGACCCUGCUCGCCAUUGAUCCUGCAGAUCGUGGAUCUGCAGCUUCUGCUCUGAGGAAUGAGUUCUUUACGACCAAGCCGCUUCCUUGUGAUCCUUCAAGUUUGCCUGAUUAUCCUCCUAGCAAAGAGUUUGAUGCAAAAAUGCGAGAUGAAGAAGCUAGAAGACAAGGAGCAGCAGGAAGCAAGGGUCAGAAAUCUGACAUGGAAAGAAGAGGGCAAAGAGAAUCUCGAGCUGUUCCAGCACCUGAUGCCAAUGCUGAGCUAGUUUUAUCAAUGCAGAAAAGACAUGGUCGUCCAAAUUCCAAGAGCCGGAGUGAGAAGUUUAAUCCCCAUCCUGAGGAAGUUGCUUCUGGAUUUCCAAUUGAUCCCCCUAGACCAUCACAAGCUGCAGAAUCAAACAUGGAUCCUCAGGGUCAUCAGCAUAAGAGAGCCUCACAUUCUGGGCCACUGUCUCACCAUUCUGCAUGGGCAAAGGCUGGCAGAAACCCCGAGGAUGCUCCUAAGAUUUACACGGGGGCUGACCUGCCAACAAUUUCAAGCCUAGAGGCGGCGCGGAGGAGUUUAUUAUCUGAAGAUCACAGAGAAAGGUCUGGCCUAUCACAACCAGAAGUUCCAAAACUAAUGGCACGGUUUCCAGGAUCCUUCAAGGAAACCUCGGAAUCCUUUGCCCAACAGGAUCCAAAGCAUCUGUCACAGGGUGUUGCAGGUUCCCUCCAAAAGGAAGAUGGGAGAAAUAACAGUAAAGAUCCUGUCCUUCUUGGCUAUGGGUCAAAGGCUCACAAAAUCCACUAUUCUGGUCCAUUGAUAGUUCCAUCAGGGAACAUGGAUCAGAUGCUGAAGGAUCAUGAUCGCCAGAUCCAAGAAGCUGUUAGACGAGCACGCCUUGACAAGGCAAGGGUUAGAAAAGUCCAGGCUGAAAGCUACCAAAUAUCAGCCAAUUCAUUAUUUGUUUCAGGUCGAUGAGGUAAGCCCCAAAAGAGAAGUAUUGCAGGGACUCUUAAGAGUAAUUUGGUUGGUGGUUUCCUUCUGUGAAAUAUGAGUUAAAAACCGUUGGUUGGGGUUUUUGUAUAUGUUCUUAGAAAGAUAGCUAGUGGCCAUUUUAGCUACAAGAUUAUAGCUCACUGAUAAAUCUUCCCUCUGCAAUUUAUCACAUGUAUUUACUUUCCACUAUCAUUGCAAUCUCAAAAUUACUGACCAUUCUUGGAGAGC